GGACUUUCUUCCUCGAGGCUCAGGCAUCGUAACCAGACGACCCCUUGUACUGCAGCUUGUCACCUCUAAAGCAGAAUAUGCUGAGUUUCUACAUUGCAAAGGGAAAAAAUUUACAGAUUUUGAUGAAGUUCGCCAUGAGAUUGAAGCAGAAACAGACAGAGUGACGGGAAUGAAUAAAGGCAUCUCCUCCAUACCCAUCAACCUCCGAGUCUAUUCUCCACAUGUGUUAAAUCUAACGCUAAUCGACUUACCUGGAAUAACGAAAGUGCCCGUGGGAGACCAGCCACCAGAUAUUGAGUAUCAGAUCAGAGAUAUGAUUAUGCAGUUCAUCACAAGGGAGAACUGUCUGAUUUUGGCUGUCACCCCAGCUAACACUGAUCUUGCGAACUCGGAUGCACUGAAGCUAGCAAAAGAAGUUGAUCCUCAAGGUCUGAGGACCAUUGGCGUUAUCACAAAGCUGGAUCUCAUGGAUGAAGGAACUGAUGCCAGGGAUGUGCUGGAGAACAAGCUGCUGCCUCUUCGAAGGGGCUACGUGGGGGUGGUCAACAGAAGCCAGAAGGACAUAGAUGGGAAGAAGGACAUUAAGGCGGCCAUGUUGGCAGAAAGGAAAUUUUUCCUUUCUCACCCGGCUUAUAGACAUAUUGCUGAUCGUAUGGGGACCCCCCACCUCCAGAAGGUCCUGAAUCAGCAACUUACCAACCAUAUUCGAGAUACCCUACCCAACUUCAGGAACAAACUCCAGGGACAGUUGCUCUCCAUCGAACAUGAAGUCGAAGCCUUCAAAAACUUCAAACCGGAAGACCCCACGAGGAAGACAAAAGCUCUGCUGCAGAUGGUCCAGCAGUUCGCUGUGGACUUUGAGAAGAGAAUCGAAGGGUCGGGGGACCAAGUCGAUACACUAGAGCUCUCUGGCGGUGCUAAAAUCAAUCGCAUUUUCCACGAGCGCUUUCCCUUUGAGAUAGUGAAGAUGGAGUUCAAUGAGAAAGAAUUGAGAAGAGAAAUAAGCUAUGCAAUCAAAAACAUACAUGGUAUCAGGACAGGGCUGUUUACUCCAGACAUGGCAUUUGAGGCAAUAGUCAAAAAGCAGAUAGUAAAGCUGAAAGGACCUUCCUUGAAGAGCGUGGACCUGGUAAUGCAGGAAUUGAUCAACACUGUGAAGAAGUGUACCAAGAAACUGGCUAACUUCCCCAGACUUUGUGAGGAAACAGAAAGGAUUGUUGCUAACCACAUCCGUGAGCGAGAAGGGAAGACCAAGGACCAGGUCCUGCUGUUGAUUGACAUUCAAGUCUCAUACAUUAACACCAACCAUGAAGACUUCAUCGGCUUUGCAAAUGCUCAGCAGAGGAGCAGUCAGGUUCACAAGAAAAGCACAAUUGGAAAUCAGGGAACCAAUCUUCCGCCUUCAAGGCAAAUUGUGAUUCGUAAGGGCUGGCUGACCGUCAGCAACAUUGGGAUCAUGAAAGGAGGCUCGAAGGGCUACUGGUUCGUCCUCACUGCAGAAAGCUUGUGCUGGUAUAAAGAUGAUGAGGAAAAAGAAAAGAAAUACAUGCUCCCACUGGACAACCUGAAAGUCCGGGAUGUGGAGAAGGGCUUCAUGUCCAGCAAGCACGUCUUUGCACUCUUUAAUACAGAACAAAGGAAUGUAUACAAAGACUAUCGUUUCCUGGAGUUGGCCUGUGAUUCCCAGGAGGAUGUGGACAGCUGGAAAGCAUCUCUGCUAAGAGCUGGGGUCUAUCCAGAUAAAUCUUUAGGAAGCAACAAAAAUGAAAAUGAUGAAAAUGGCCAAGCAGAAAACUUUUCCAUGGACCCACAGUUGGAGAGGCAAGUGGAGACCAUACGCAACCUAGUAGACUCUUACAUGUCAAUAAUCAACAAAUGCAUCCGAGACCUAAUUCCAAAAACAAUAAUGCAUCUGAUGAUCAAUAAUGUUAAAGACUUCAUCAACUCUGAGCUCCUAGCACAACUAUAUUCUUCUGAGGACCAAAACACUCUGAUGGAAGAGUCUGCUGAGCAGGCUCAGCGCCGGGAUGAGAUGCUCCGAAUGUACCAAGCCUUGAAAGAAGCCCUUGUGAUCAUUGGUGACAUCAACACAGCCACUGUGUCAACCCCAGCCCCACCUCCAGUAGAUGACUCCUGGCUCCAACAUUCCCGCAGGUCACCUCCUCCAAGCCCCACCCAAAGGCGGCCAACUCUAAGUGCUCCCCUCACGAGGCCCACAUCUGGCCGUGGACCAGCCCCUGCCAUUCCCUCUCCAGGCCCCCAUUCUGGGGCUCCCCCAGUCCCAUUCCGCCCCGGCCCAUUACCUCCUUUUCCCAACAGCAGUGACUCCUUCGGAACCCCUCCGCAAGUUCCUUCCAGGCCCACGAGGGCACCCCCCAGUGUUCCAAGCCGGAGGCCACCUCCAUCGCCAACUCGCCCCACUAUAAUCCGUCCACUAGAAUCCUCACUGUUAGACUAAAUGAAGUGUCUGGCAUGGCAAUUAAUCACUAAUGAUUUAUGCAAAAGCAACAUAUUCUGUAACCUUUGCAGUCAACCAUGAGUAGUCGCAUGUAUGGACAUCCAUAGGCAAGUAGCCAGUUUUACUAAUGUAUUCAUCACCCAUCUUCAUUGCUCAUGGUAUGCCAGACCUUUGGGGUUUGACUGAAAAACUGCUAACCCGUAGAGAGACUUAAUAUGUUGUACUGACCAAGGUAGUUUUGUAUAGCAGUCCUAUACUUUGGUACCAUUUAUCUAUCCAACAUAUAUCUGAAGAGUUUUCUAAGUUGUCUACGAAGCAGCUUAUAACAAUUCUUAACAGACAUAAGAGUGAGCUUAGAGCCACAUCAAUUUCUCCCUCACAUUCUGUUUAAGAUGACAGAGAUUCUGUUGUCUGCUAUUGACGCCACUACCUACUCCAUAAUUACCUAUUUAGAUUUCUUUCCCGUCUUUAUCCCAUAAGCCCUCUAGGAAGUGAGAUUUUAAAAUUAGGAUUGUUUAAGAAGGAAGCUUUUCAGGAGCUUGAGGCAGUUAGCAAAGGGAAAGUCUAUCUACAGGGUUUGCUCUAAGUAGGGAGCUUCUCCCAGUGCCAAGUGUGUUUUGCUUCAUGCUAGAAGCACAAGCAACAAUGCCUGGAUUGUUUGGUAAUGACCAAAAAAUCAGUCAAUAGAUUUGGCUACUUCCAGAAGGAAGCAGCAAAAAUAUCACCAUUCUAAAAGUCUCUGGGGAAAUAGUACCUAUUUAUUAUCUCAUAUAUUUACCUCUCUGUAGGCUCUGAUGAAGGAAGGCUGACAUUGAAAAUGUUUAAUUUUACAGUUGAUUUUUUUGACAUGGGUAUCUAACUCUAUUUAGUUAUUAUGACUAUUAUUUCGGCUGGAGCAAAGUUAAAUGUAUGUUAAUACAUGUUUCCUAUGGUUUACAUAUAAGUGAUUAUGCAAGAAUCCCUUUAAAACAACUAGAAUGUCUCUACCCAUUCCAGACUCUCUUAACUCUUGCAAUGUAAUGACACAAUUGCAUUGGAAGUGUGGUCCCUGUAUGCAAACUCAGAGAUACCAUGGUUUAGGGGCACAGCUCACAUGUUUACAGAUGCCCUGCUCCAGCUUGCUCCCAAAAAUGCCUUUGCAAUAUUGAGCUGCAGAACAAAUUUUCAAUUUCUAAAAUUUACAAGAGCAGUCUAGCCUAGAGGUUAAUAGUUCAGCCUCAAGGCUAAGUUUUAAACUACCUACGACCAGAUGAUUAACAUGUAGGAGACAGCUAGAAGCCAACUGGAAUUCUGUCUGCGAACUGCUCCCAGACAGCAGAGACAUUCAUUGAAUUGUGCGUCCCAUGACAUUAUUCCAUAUUCACAGAAGUAAAUUAGGUUUUACUAACUGCAUUGUCUCCCUUUGAAGGCAGCAAACAUGAUUUGUAUGUGAAUUCCAUUUUAAUUUCCUGUGCAGUUUCUACCUGAAGCAGGUAGCCCUAAAAUAUGACGUAAAAACUUUUAACCAUUAUUUUUUAAAAAAAAAUAAUACUAAUAAUCCAAGUUAAAUGGCACUGCGUUGAACUUAUUCUAAUGGGCUAUAUCCCACUUAUAAUUAGAGAAUAUGAGACAUACAAAAGGGGUAUUUUCAAACUUUAAGUGACAUAGAAUAUCACUACUCUUCACUUCUCUCAUUUUUCCCAUUGGAAAAAAAAAUCUGUGAAUGGAACUCACAUACGAGAUGCACAUUGUCUUUGAAAACGGUGUUCCAACUAAAUAGAAAAACAUUAAGCAAACCUUCAUAAUCAAACAACUAAUAGAGAGUGGGGUCUUCUCAUGAAACUCCCUCUGUUUAGGAUUCCCUUUGCUUCUUUGAGUUCUCUAAAAUAGGCAGCUAAUGAAUUAGAUGCUUCAGGGUUUGGCUAUGUACUUAACUGUGGUUUUGUAUCUUGCUGUAUUUCAAAAAUUUCCUUCUGUUAGAGGAAAAUAUUGCAGAAAACCACUGGUGUGUUCUCAGAUCAGCACAAACCAGUGUCAAGGAAAAUGGGGGAUUUGUCUCUCCAGGGUUCUUCCCACUCAUCUUAGACAGUCGUAAACAAUGACAUUUGUCAUCUUUGGCUUUUGCUUCUCGAUCCACAGAUGCCCUGUCCCAAAUGUCUCCAUCUGUCAGGACAGUUUUGUUCUCUUUGCUACCAUGUUAUAUCAGUGGCACCCAGCACCCCCCACCCACCACCCACCCCAGAAUUUCAGCAAUGGCAUUCCAGAAUAUUUUCAGUUUAUUGCAGUUCGAAGGGUUUGCAUCCUGCUAACAGGAGACACCAACAUGAGGGGAGCCUGACAUUCUAGAGUGUCGAGUCUGUGGAGUGGCAUGCACAUUAGGCCUUACAAUGGGAAUGUAAACUCGAAGGGCCUUCCAUUUCCCAUUCCAUUUCUAAUCUCCUGUGCAACCUCCUGAUUGAUGAUUCUGAUGUUGUCAGCACAAUAGGUGUAGCUCUAUCUUGUCUAGCAUAAUAAUAAAAACCAGUGUUUCUGGUUUUUGUUAAUAAUUUUGUUAAUAAUAAACCCAGUGUUUCUAGGAUUUG
Molecule: messenger RNA, 5019 nt
Organism: Peromyscus maniculatus bairdii (prairie deer mouse)
Lineage: Eukaryota; Metazoa; Chordata; Mammalia; Rodentia; Cricetidae
Source: RefSeq, a predicted model, not a curated record